Molecule: messenger RNA, 477 nt
Organism: Iphiclides podalirius (scarce swallowtail)
Lineage: Eukaryota; Metazoa; Arthropoda; Insecta; Lepidoptera; Papilionidae
Source: the annotation of a GenBank genome assembly
AUGGGGCUACCACACCUCGAAACGUGUUGUUUCGUAUUCGACUUGAAGACCGGGAACAUAAUUAUGGGCUCCUUAAAUGCGGUUAUGUCCUUCACAAUAACUAUAAUAAUGACGGUCACGGCCGCGACGCUAGAGCCACUGCAAGAGGCGGCAUUCGAAGAGAGAGAUUUGAACAAAGAGGCGGCCAUGACGGGGUUGUACGUGAUGUCCAUCAUCCUGGCUCUCAUGUUCCUUGUCAAGUUUUGCUUCGACGUAGUGUUCGUGUAUGGCGUUGUGACGGAGCGCGCUAGUGUUGUUCGUGCGUACUUCUUUAUGUGGUCUGUCUUCUUCUUCCUCUCUCUGUUCACGUUCUUCCUCAACGCACCGCACUACGAUGCCGGCACCAUCACCGUGGAGGUCUUCUAUAUUUGUUUAAACGUUUACGCGAUUCUACUCAGCAACAGUUUCUACAAGCAGUUGAAUAACAGGGAGGUAGUG